Messenger RNA from Aspergillus versicolor CBS 583.65, 319 nucleotides. RefSeq lists its product as uncharacterized. The transcript has a single exon. The coding region runs from base 79 to 261 and encodes 60 amino acids. The record is from RefSeq and is a predicted model, not a curated record. Lineage: Eukaryota; Fungi; Ascomycota; Eurotiomycetes; Eurotiales; Aspergillaceae.
UCCGCAUGCCAGGGGAUAAAUCCCAAUAGCCGCCCAAAUCUCGGCGGGUUUUCAUCACACUCCAACCCGUACAACACCAUGAGUUCUCAGCCUGGACUUCGUCGGCGAGACUGGACAACAGGCCAUGGACUGCGAAAGGUUCUUGAUGCCACAACGAACACGUCCGAGCCAAAGCCAAUUGCCCAUCCCCCAACCGAUGUGAGUAAUCUCACUUCAUACAGACGAGCCCGCCAAACUGCUAGGCCUAGCCCGCAGCCAUAAAAGAAACCUGCGACUGCUUCACAUUCGCCUCAUUUACGGAAGAAGAUGUCUGGGAACU